UCUUUGUCUCUUCAAUCCUCACUUUUCCCUUCCCGAUCUCUUGUUCCUGUUAUCAUGAAUCGUUUGGCCGCCCAAGCUUUCAAGGGACGCUUGUCUGCUCGUUCUACCACCGGGAUUUUAAACCGUCUCUACUCCACUCAUAAGGAAAUCAAAUUUGGCGUUGAUGGUCGUGCUGGUUUGCUCCGUGGUGUGGACAUCCUCGCCAAGUCCGUCGCUGUCACUCUCGGUCCCAAGGGUCGCAACGUCUUGAUUGAACAGCCCUACGGUUCUCCCAAAAUCACCAAGGAUGGUGUCACCGUCGCCAAGUCCAUCGUUCUCGAAGACAAGUUUGAAAACUUGGGUGCUAGACUCGUCCAGGAUGUCGCUAACAAGACCAAUGAACUUGCUGGUGACGGUACGACCACCGCUACCGUUUUGGCCCGUGCCAUCUUCACGGAAGGUGUCAAGAACGUCGCUGCUGGAUGCAAUCCUUUGGAUCUUCGUCGUGGUUCCCAAAUGGCCGUUGAUGCUGUCAUUGAAUUCUUGAAAGCCAACAGCAAGGUGGUCACCACUCCCAACGAAAUUGCUCAGGUCGCCACCAUCUCCGCCAACGGUGACAAGCAUGUCGGUAACAUGAUUGCUCAAGCUAUGGAACGCGUCGGUAAGGAAGGUGUGAUUACUGUCAAGGCCGGCAAGACUUUGGAUGAUGAAUUGGAAGUCACCGAGGGUAUGCGUUUCGAUCGUGGUUACAUUUCUCCCUACUUCAUCACCGACACCAAGACCCAAAAGGUCGAAUUCGAAAAGCCCUUGAUCUUGCUUUCCGAAAAGAAGAUUUCCUUGUUGCAGGACAUCUUGCCUGCUCUCGAAACCGCCGCUACCCAACGUCGUCCUCUCUUGAUCAUUGCUGAAGAUCUUGACGGUGAAGCUUUGGCCGCCUGUAUCCUCAACAAGCUUCGUGGCCAGAUCCAGGUCGCCGCUGUCAAGGCUCCUGGUUUCGGUGACAACCGCAAGUCCACCUUGGGUGAUAUCGGUAUCUUGACCAACUCGACCGUUUUCUCCGAUGAGCUCGAUACCAAGCUUGAAAAGGCCACUCCCGAAUUGUUCGGUACCACUGGUUCCGUCACCAUUACCAAGGAAGAUACGAUCAUUUUGAACGGUGCUGGUCACAAGGACAUGAUCAAUCAACGUUGCGAACAAAUCCGUGGUGCCAUUGCCGAUCCCAGCACCUCCGAUUACGAAAAGGAGAAGCUCCAGGAACGUCUUGCCAAGCUCUCUGGUGGUGUGGCCGUCAUCAAGGUCGGUGGUGCCUCCGAAGUCGAAGUCGGUGAGAAGAAGGACAGAUUCGAUGAUGCCUUGUGUGCCACUCGUGCUGCUGUCGAAGAGGGUAUCGUUCCCGGUGGUGGCGUCGCUUUGUUGAAGGCUGUCAAGGCUCUUGAACCCCUCAAGGGUGCCAACUUUGAUCAACAGCUCGGUAUUAACAUUAUCCGCCAAGCCAUCCAGCGUCCUUGCCGUACCAUUGUCGACAAUGCUGGCGGUGAAGGUUCCGUCGUGGCCGGCAAACUUUUGGAAGAAAACGUUGACAAUGUCAACUGGGGUUACGAUGCUUCCUGCAACGAAUACACUGAUAUGAUUGAACGCGGUAUUGUCGAUCCUACCAAGGUCGUUCGCACCGCCUUGGUGGAUGCUUCCGGUGUGGCCUCGCUCUUGACCACCACCGAAUGCAUGAUCGUUGAUGCUCCUACUCAGGACAAGGGUAUGCCCGGCAUGCCUGGCGGCAUGGGCGGCAUGAUGUAAAAUAACCAACUACACCAUAAUCUAUAUACACUCUCUGGGAGGAAACAUCCUCUUUCCUUCUUUUUUUAUCAUCUCCUAAACUGUAAAAUAAACAUUGAUUCUUGUC
Radiomyces spectabilis is the source of this 1879-nucleotide messenger RNA. Its product is annotated as hsp60-like protein. Bases 55 to 1773 code for a protein of 572 amino acids. The transcript is spliced from 4 exons. Gene Ontology annotation, biological process: mitochondrial unfolded protein response; apoptotic mitochondrial changes; protein refolding. Gene Ontology annotation, molecular function: ATP binding; ATP-dependent protein folding chaperone; protein-folding chaperone binding. The record is from RefSeq and is a predicted model, not a curated record. Gene Ontology annotation, cellular component: mitochondrial matrix; mitochondrial inner membrane. Lineage: Eukaryota; Fungi; Mucoromycota; Mucoromycetes; Mucorales; Radiomycetaceae.